Molecule: messenger RNA, 561 nt
Organism: Dictyostelium discoideum AX4
Lineage: Eukaryota; Evosea; Eumycetozoa; Dictyosteliales; Dictyosteliaceae
Gene: rapA
Product: Ras GTPase
Exons: 2
Coding region: 1-561 (186 amino acids)
Biological process (GO): Rap protein signal transduction; signal transduction
Cellular component (GO): plasma membrane; membrane
Molecular function (GO): GTP binding; G protein activity; GTPase activity
Source: RefSeq, a predicted model, not a curated record
AUGCCUCUUAGAGAAUUCAAAAUCGUCGUUUUAGGUUCAGGUGGUGUAGGUAAAUCUGCUUUGACUGUGCAAUUUGUUCAAGGUAUUUUUGUUGAAAAGUACGAUCCAACCAUCGAAGAUUCCUACAGAAAACAAGUCGAAGUUGAUAGCAAUCAAUGCAUGUUAGAAAUUUUAGAUACAGCUGGUACUGAACAAUUUACUGCAAUGAGAGAUCUUUACAUGAAAAAUGGUCAAGGUUUUGUUUUAGUAUAUUCAAUCAUUUCAAACUCCACUUUUAACGAGUUACCAGAUCUCCGUGAACAAAUUCUCAGAGUUAAGGAUUGUGAAGAUGUUCCAAUGGUUCUUGUUGGUAACAAAUGCGAUCUCCACGACCAACGUGUUAUUAGCACAGAACAAGGUGAAGAACUCGCUCGUAAAUUUGGUGAUUGUUACUUUUUAGAAGCAUCUGCCAAGAAUAAAGUUAAUGUUGAACAAAUUUUCUAUAACUUAAUCCGUCAAAUCAACCGUAAAAACCCAGUUGGUCCACCAAGCAAAGCUAAAUCAAAAUGUGCUUUAUUGUAA